AUCUUUUGAGUAUCAUCACUAAUCUCCAGAUCUAUAAAGGCUGUGUAGCAGGUCAUUGUUACUGAUUGUUUUAUAUUCCUUCCCUUUGGUUAUUUAUUUAUUAUAGUGGUGCGGGCUUGGUGACACUAACGUUAAUUCUUAGUAUAUUAUUAUGAAACUUGAAACCCCACCGUUUGCUUGAUUCUCCUUCCUUCCCAAAAUAUUCUGAAAUAAGUCAAAACUUCUGAAGGACAAUAACUUAUUCAGGCUUUCUCUUUUAGUCUGGAGGUACGCUUUUCUUUCCUUAAUUAUCUUCAUUCAAAUUUCAUUACCACCUACUGUAACUAUUGAUCGGUUAAGUAAUUCUUAUGUUGCGUCUUUCAUGAAUCUAUGAGUAUAAGUUUGUUUGAUUUAGAAUUUGAUGUCUGUUUUGAUUGAGUGUUAAGGAAGCUAAUGGAUCAAACCCAUCAUAGAUUUAAUACCAGUGGUAAUAGUAGUGGUAGUAGUAGUACUGAUACAUCAUCAUCUUCAAAUGUAAGCCAAGAGGAGGAAUUUGAUUUUUCUGAUGCGGUUCUCAACUACAUAAGCCAGAUGCUUAUGGAAGAGAACAAUGAAGACAAAAUUUUCAUGUCCCAGAAAGACUACUUAGCUCUUCAAUCUGCAGAAAAACCAUUCUAUGAUAUCCUCGGUCAGAAGUAUCCCAUUGAUUGUAAUCCUGUAGAUCAAAUUGAGAACUUCACUCAUUACAAUGGUAGUGAAAAUGCAGUUGAAACUAGUUGGAUAGGUGGUCUGAAUGCCUAUGAAUCUUUGUUCAACACCGAAAAUGUUCCUAGUCAUUUUACUAUUCGGGGAGAGGCGACUCCUCGAUUGUCUUACAACAACCCACCAAACAAUUUCAUUUCUGUUGUAGAAGGAUUAGGGGAGUCGGGGGUGGGUAAGGUUCAGGUUCCAGAUGUGCAUUCAGAGAGUGAACCCAUUUGGCAGUUCAGAAAAGGUGUUGAAGAAGCAAAUAAAUUUCUUCCAGAUGAUAAUAACCUGAUUAUUAACCUAGAGCGCAACAGAUUCUCUUAUGGUAGAAGAAAUAAAGAAGCUAGUGAAGCCAGGGAUUCUGUAGUUCACUUGGAGAAGGAUGUGCUACAGAAUUCACCAUACCGGUCAAGAGAAAAGAAAAAUGUGCACAGGGAAGAUGUAGAUUUAGAAGGGAAGAGCAAUAAGCAAUUGGCUGCAGUACAGAAAGCAAUGUUUGAUAUGGUGUUGAUUAGUAAUGAUGAAAAUGCGGAGAAGGCGGAUUCAAUUCUCCGUGAAUCAUUGAAAAUUCAAAGACGCAAGAACUUGCACCGAAAUGAUGGAAGAGUGUCCCGUGGGAAGAAACAGUCCGGCAAAAGGGACCUGGAUACCUUACUUAUCCAAUGUGCCGAAGCUGUUGCUGCUGGUAAUCAUAGGACUGCCAGCGAACAUUUGAAUCAGCUUAGACAACAUUCUUCCCCUUAUGGAGAUGCUUCACAGAGGUUAGCUCAUUACUUUGCUGAUGGUCUUGAGGCACGUUUGGCUGGAUCCGGGAGCCAGAUUUACUCAACUCUCCAGCACGAGAUGCCAUCAGUUCCUGAAAUGCUGAAAGCUUAUCAGCUCUUUAUGGUUGCACUCCCCUUCCUGACGAUAUCGAAUUUCUUUGCUAACCAAACAAUUGGUUAUCUGGCUGAAAGUGUUGCUUCUCUCCACAUUAUAGAUUUCGGCAUACUUUAUGGAUUCCAAUGGCCUUGCCUUAUCCGAUGCCUUUCGAAGAGAAAGGGUGGUCCUCCUAAACUCAGGAUUACAGGGAUAGAAUUACCCUUACCUGGUCUCCGUCCAGCUGAAAGGGUUGAAGAAACAGGUCGUCGUUUAAGAGAUUAUGCCAAAGAACUCAAUGUCCCAUUCGAGUACCAUGGCAUUGCUCAGAAAUGGGAAACCAUUCAACUGGAGGAUCUCAAGAUUAAUAAAGGUGAGCUUCUUAUUGCCAACUGUAUCAAUCAAGGUAAGAACUUACCUGAUGAGAGUGUGAUAAUGGACAGUGCAAGGGAUUCUGUUCUGAAGCUGAUAAGGAAGAUGAAUCCUAAUAUUUUCAUCCACGGGGUUGUGAAUGGUACCUAUAAUUCCCCAUUCUUUAUUUCUCGGUUCCGGGAUGCUCUCUUUCACUUUUCUUCCAUCUUUGAUGUGCUUGAAACAGUUGUCCCCCGUGAAAGUUCAGAGAGGAUAAACAUUGAAAGAUAUUUGUUUGGGAAGGAGGCUUUCAACAUCAUAGCAUGCGAGGGAUCAGAGAGGAUUGAGAGGCCAGAGACUUAUAAGCAGUGGCAGUCAAGGAAUAUAAAGGCUGGAUUCAUGCAACUCCCACUGAAUACGCACAUCAUGAAGAAGGCAAAAGAGCAAGCAAUAACAGACUACCAUAAGGAUUUUGUUAUAGAUGAAGAUAGCCGGUGGUUGCUUCUAGGAUGGAAGGGGAAAAUUAUGUUUGCAGUUUCUUCUUGGAGGCCAAUGUAAGACUUCUUAGUUCUGUAACUAACAGCUUCUGGUAUUUCUGUAACUACUGGUCAAAACCACCGUUUUAACGGUUGUUGUCCAUUCAAGAGCUGCAAAGUUUAAUUUGUACAAAUCAUACCAGCAGUGUACCACAGAUAGAUGUAAUACAAAUUGCAUUAUUCCAGUUAGUUACUACUCAUGGAUGUAAUGUUGUUGUAUCUAAGGGCUGCAAACAAUGUCUGUCUGGUUCAGCUGCAUUACCAGUGUAAAACCUCUUGGCUGCUAUGAAUAUUGGUUGAUUGUGGUGACA
Molecule: messenger RNA, 2782 nt
Organism: Papaver somniferum (opium poppy)
Lineage: Eukaryota; Viridiplantae; Streptophyta; Magnoliopsida; Ranunculales; Papaveraceae
Product: scarecrow-like protein 14
Exons: 1
Coding region: 433-2493 (686 amino acids)
Biological process (GO): regulation of DNA-templated transcription
Cellular component (GO): nucleus
Molecular function (GO): sequence-specific DNA binding; DNA-binding transcription factor activity
Source: RefSeq, a predicted model, not a curated record